Phyllostomus discolor (pale spear-nosed bat) is the source of this 3337-nucleotide messenger RNA. RefSeq names its product ubiquitin associated and SH3 domain containing B (gene UBASH3B). Gene Ontology annotation, cellular component: cytoplasm. Gene Ontology annotation, biological process: regulation of release of sequestered calcium ion into cytosol; peptidyl-tyrosine dephosphorylation; regulation of osteoclast differentiation. Gene Ontology annotation, molecular function: protein tyrosine phosphatase activity; protein binding. NCBI's taxonomy places the organism in Eukaryota, Metazoa, Chordata, Mammalia, Chiroptera, Phyllostomidae. The coding region runs from base 134 to 2083 and encodes 649 amino acids. The record is from RefSeq and is a predicted model, not a curated record. The transcript is spliced from 14 exons.
GGGGCCUCACCAGGAAGCGUCCGAAUCGCAACACCCGCGGAGCUCCCCGCGCCGCCUCCCGCCGGCCCUCGGCCCGGAGGCACGCCCAGCCCCAGCCCCAGCCUGGGUCCCCGGCGAUGGCUGGCCGCUGAACAUGGCACAGUACGGCGCCCCCGGCCCGCUCGGAAUGGCCGCGCGGGAGGAGCUGUACAGCAAAGUCACCCCGCGGAGGGCCCGCCAGCAGCGCCCCGGCACCGUCAAGCAUGGAUCUGCGCUGGACGUGCUCCUGUCCAUGGGCUUCCCCAGAGCCCGCGCACAAAAAGCCUUGGCAUCCACAGGAGGAAGAAGUGUUCAGGCAGCAUGUGACUGGCUGUUCUCCCAUGUGGGUGACCCCUUCCUGGAUGACCCCCUGCCCCGGGAGUACGUGCUCUACCUCCGUCCCACAGGCCCCUUGGCACAGAAGCUCUCUGACUUCUGGCAGCAGUCAAAGCAGAUCUGCGGGAAGAACAAAGCACACAACAUCUUCCCCCACAUCACCCUCUGCCAGUUCUUUAUGUGCGAGGACAGCAAGGUGGACGCACUGGUGGAGGCACUGCAAACCACGGUGGGUCGCUGGAGGUGCAAGUUCUCCUCCCCGCUGCCCCUGGAGCUUUACACCUCGUCUAACUUCAUUGGCCUCUUCGUGAAGGAGGAGAGCGCCGAGGGCCUCAAGAAGUUUGCCGCAGACUUUGCCGCGGAGGCUGCGUCCAAAACCGAAGUCCAUGUGGAGCCUCAUAAGAAGCAGCUGCAUGUGACCCUGGCUUACCACUUCCAAGCCAGCCACCUACCCACCCUAGAGAAACUAGCCCAGAACAUUGAUGUCAAACUAGGGUGUGACUGGGUGGCAACCAUAUUCUCUCGGGACAUCCGAUUUGCAAACCAUGAGACAUUGCAGGUGAACUACCCCUACACCCCACAGAAUGACGAUGAGCUGGAGCUGGUCCCUGGGGACUUCAUCUUCAUGUCCCCCAUGGAGCAGACCAGCACCAGUGAGGGCUGGGUCUAUGGCACAUCCUUAACCACUGGCUGCUCUGGACUCCUGCCUGAAAAUUACAUCACCAAGGCUGAUGAAUGUAGCACCUGGGUGUUUCACAGUUCUUACUCGAUCUUAAGUACAGCACCUUCCCCUGCUCUCUCAUUCGGUGAUGGCAUAUUGGAGCGGCGGUCUUAUGAGGACCAGGGGUCGGGGGAGAUGGCACCCCUGACUGUUAUCUGCCAGCCUGCACAGCCUCUGAGGGUCAGCAGUCAGCCUGGCCCCCAAAAGAGAUGCCUGUUUGUGUGUCGGCACGGGGAGAGGAUGGAUGUAGUGUUUGGGAAGUACUGGCUAUCCCAGUGCUUUGAUGCCAAAGGCCGCUACAUACGCACCAACCUGAACAUGCCUCAUAGCUUACCUCAGCGGAGUGGUGGUUUCCGGGAUUAUGAGAAAGAUGCUCCGAUCACUGUGUUUGGAUGCAUGCAAGCAAGACUAGUGGGUGAAGCUUUAUUAGAAAGUAACACCAUUAUUGACCACAUCUAUUGUUCCCCAUCCCUGCGCUGUGUUCAGACUGCAUACAACAUCUUGAAAGGUUUACAACAAGAAAAUCACUUGAAGAUCCGUGUAGAGCCUGGCUUGUUUGAGUGGACAAAGUGGGUUGCUGGGAACACAUUACCUGCAUGGAUACCUCCAUCAGAGUUAGCUGCAGCCAACCUGAGUGUUGAUACAACCUACAGACCUCAUAUUCCAGUCAGCAAAUUAGUCGCUUCAGAGUCCUAUGACACUUAUAUCAAUAGAAGUUUUCAAGUAACAAAAGAAAUAAUAAGUGAAUGCAAAAGUAAAGGAAAUAACAUCUUGAUUGUGGCCCAUGCAUCUUCCCUCGAAGCGUGUACCUGCCAGCUUCAGGGCCUGUCCCCUCAGAACUCCAAGGACUUUGUACAAAUGGUCCGAAAGAUUCCAUACUUGGGCUUUUGUUCCUGUGAAGAAUUGGGAGAAACUGGAAUAUGGCAGCUGACAGACCCACCCAUCCUUCCUCUUACCCAUGGGCCAACUGGAGGCUUCAACUGGAGAGAGACCUUGCUACAAGACUGAACCACACCAAUGGAGAAGGAAAAGGGCUUGCAAACGUCUUUGGAGAAGUGUCUUUUUGUGUGUUUAAAACGGUGAAAAAGUCUGCACCCCAUUAUAAGCAGACAGCUCAGAAUAAUUUGCAUACUUCCUUUAAUGCUUUAAAAUUCUUGCGAUGAGACUGUGCGUAAGGAAAAAAAAAAACCGAUUCAGGGAUAAAAUUCAUUCUGUCUCUGGACUCUUACCUAGCUAACAAGGAUUUCGAGGAUGGUCGCUCUAAUUUGAGGCACCUGCUAAGGCAGAGGAUGUAUCCUUCCUUCCCCCAGCGCACCACCAAGGCCCCUGAGCCCUCACGUAGGGGCGCCAACCCAGCCUGAGGAAGGAUACAGGAGGAAGGAGGGUGUCCAGACUCCAGCUGGAGCAACAGUGAGCUGCCAGUUUAGGGAUGGGACUUUCUCUUUAACUCCGUGUUCUGGUCAGACAAAACCACGCUGAAGGAUUCUUAUCAGGCUCUCAGAAAACGUGCCCUACAGAGCAUCUUUCUAUUACACACCAAAAUAUUCUGUCAGUGUGACCCCCAGCGCUGCUGGGUCUGGACGCGUGCCCUGAGGACUUGGACGUUCCUUUGGUGCUGCCAGGUUUCUCCAGAGCAGCUGCCUGUAUCUGUGAAAUGGGGGACAAGGCACACUUGCUCUCCGAAGCACUUUUGGCUACUCAGGAGGAAAAUAAAAUAACUGUGUGAAGUACUCAACUGUAGGAGCAAAGAACUUGCAAAAUAUAAAGUGACUCUGAAUUAACCAUGUUGCGACCAAAAGAGCCACCGACUUCUGAAUCACCGUGGUUGCUUGUCCUUGGCCCUGGAGUCUGGACUAUGGUCACUGGGUUAAGGCAGUUGAUGUUUUGAAAGGAUGUGUGUGACAUACAUUUUUUAGUCAACAAAAAGCUCAUUCUUGUGCAAUACGGACAUCUAGAAACCAUACCAAGGAUCAGGUUGUUGUUCAUUCACAUACAGCACAUGUCCAUCAUAACAGGACAUCCACAAAUGCACCAGUUGUAGCAGGGAUGCAUAACGAAGUCAGGGAGCUAACGGAAAUGACAGUCUCGACAGCACGGCUAUGCAGGCUGUCCUGUGUUUGUUUUUCUAAAAUAAUUUUAAAUAUAUAGGUAGGGCAACUUAAGGAAAGUUGGGAGAAGCACAUCCUGUGGUUUCCCUUCACACCUGCUUCCUGAAUCAAGAAGGAGUUUAGCUAAAGAAAAUAAAUGACAAUCAAGCCAAAA